AUGACGAGACAUCCCCGCGUGAACCAAAGCGACAAGAAGACCCUGCGAGUCUUCCAAGCUAACCCGUGGACGGAAGCCAAGGACGGCCGAUGUCUUACCAAAACCCACCCAGCCUACGAUACCUUCUCCCCAGUCGACAGCUGGGACGACAACAGCACCCGACCUCGAGUAAUGACCUAUGUCCGGCGGAGUCCCUGCCUGAUGACAGAUCAGAGGAGGCCUGUGGCGACCCGCGACAUUCUCUGGCUCACCAUCAACAACAUAACAGUAGUAAACUUCUAUCGACAACCGCACUACGAUGAAGCACUGGAGAUGCUCCUCCAGUGGACCACACCAGGAAGGUGCCUAGUAGCAGGCGACUUCAACGCCAAACACAGUAGCUGGCAAACCGGCCGGCUCGAUGGCCGAGGUGACGACAUCGCCUUUUGGGCCUCUGAGAACGGCCUUAGCUUGCUCAACCCUGCCGAUGUGCCAACGAACCCACAUGGCAACACAAUAGACCUCGCCUUCUCCAACAUACCACUAUCCGAAGCUGUCGUGGAGGAACACCUGGCCACCAGCUCUGACCACUUCACGCUCAGCGUGACACUCGCUGACCUGGCUCCGGCCUCGGUGCCGCUAGGAAAGGUCCGCCUCACCUCUGACGACGAGCUCGCUCGUUUCGCCGAAAUGGUCGAUUCCGGAGCAACAGCUAUCCCGGCCGCGGCCUCGUCUCCCCAAGAGCUUGAUUCCCUGGCGUUGGCGCUCGUGGAACUUCUCCAACUGGCAGCCAAGGCCGCCGGUCGCCCGUCCGCAAAGGGGCGCAGCGCGCCCUGGUGGACAGAAGAAUGCGCCUCGCCGCGGCGGAAUACCGCGCGAUUAGGAGAGUCUACCCUCUCGGCUUCAAUCGGGAAGUCCAGCUUGCAAGAGAGACUUCCAGAAAGUCCCUCCGCCCUACAAGUAGGCGAUGUAGUUUACGAGACGCAGCUUGACAAAGCCAAUGCCCUACGGCGGGCGACGCUCGAGCGGCGCACGGCGGACGACGACAUCCCAGAUCCGUGGAUCCCAGUCGACACAACGAAAACCGUUCCCUUCACGCAACAGGUGUCACUUGAGGAAGUGCGCGACGCAACCCUACGGACAGGAAACACGUCUCCCGGCCCCGACAGCAUCACGGUACAAAUGCUCAAGGCGCCGUUCAGAGAGGCCGAAGUAGUCAUGAUAACAAAACCAGGCCGAAGGAACCUCUCGACCCUCGUGCCUGGCGACCCAUCUCCCUACUGUCCUGCCUAG
Molecule: messenger RNA, 1272 nt
Organism: Hirsutella rhossiliensis
Lineage: Eukaryota; Fungi; Ascomycota; Sordariomycetes; Hypocreales; Ophiocordycipitaceae
Product: endonuclease-reverse transcriptase domain-containing protein
Exons: 4
Coding region: 1-1272 (423 amino acids)
Molecular function (GO): catalytic activity
Source: RefSeq, a predicted model, not a curated record